GCCAAUCAACCGCCACCUCCCUCGCUCCUGUUGCCCAUUGCAUCACACCCUCUUCACCUCUUCUUCCCGCUCCUCCCCGUCCAUUUAUUGUCCUUCAUCCUCCUCUCUCCGCCAUAUCUUCAUUCAUCCCCACCCGCAAGGUCGACCAGCCGCUUCCUCGCACCAACUUCACACAUUCGUUGCGUCGACGGCAUUGCAUAACUAAUAACGAACGGGGUUUCCUUUUUUCGCUCUGUUCCACUCCACUGGCCGCCUCUUUCUCAGCCACCACCGAAGAAGGAAAAAAAAGCACCACCCGCCGGUGCUGGGUACGCAGGUCGACGCAUCACAUCACCGCACGCGAUGGCGGUCGCCGGCGAUCUCGAGGAGGCGAGGACCACGUCCCAGCCGCUGCCUCAGUCGGAGGAGCAUGCGGCGCGCUUGGAGAAGGCGGUGCCUGAAGGCCGGCAGCUUCACGCCUCGGUGUACAUCCUGAGCUGGAUCUUCUUCUCAAACGUCACUAUUCUCUUCAACAAGUGGCUUAUUGACACAGCUGGAUUCCGAUAUCCCAUCAUCCUCACCACAUGGCAUCUGGUCUUCGCCACCAUCGCAACUCAACUUCUCGCUCGCACCACCUCGCUCCUUGAUUCUCGCCAUGCCAUUACUCUCUCUCGCGGCUUCUACCUCCGCACCAUCCUCCCUAUUGGCGUCCUUUACUCCGGCUCCCUCGUCUGUUCCAAUGUCGUCUACCUCUACCUCUCCGUCGCCUUCAUCCAGAUGCUCAAGUCAACUGGCCCCGUCGCUGUCCUCAUCGCCUCAUGGGCCUGGGGAGUUGCUACCCCAAACUUGAGCACCCUUGGAAACGUCCUUCUCAUCAUGUGUGGUGUGGCCAUCGCCAGUGCUGGCGAAAUCGAGUUCUCCUGGAUUGGCUUCGUCUUCCAGCUCGGUGGCACCAUUUUCGAGGCAGUCCGACUUGUCAUGAUUCAAGUCAUGCUCGGUGGAGAAGGCAUCCGCAUGGAUCCUCUCGUCGGCCUGUACUACUUCGCGCCCGUCUGCGCCGUCAUGAACAUUUUUGUUGUCGCCGUGACGGAGGCGCCUACUUUCCAAUGGGAUGAUCUUGCCAAGACCGGCUACGGAAUGCUACUCCUCAACGCGUCUGUUGCUUUUCUCCUCAACGUUGUCAGCGUGUUCCUUAUUGGCAAGACUUCCGGUCUCGUCAUGGCCCUUAGUGGCAUUCUCAAGAGCAUCCUCCUCGUUGGCACCUCCGUCCUUAUCUGGAACACGCAUAUCUCCCUGCUCCAGAUCCUUGGCUACGCUCUCGCCCUCGUCGGCCUUGUCUUGUACUCUGUCGGCUACGAGCAGAUCCUCGCAGGCGUGCAUAACGCCAAGGCUUGGUUGACCAGUGUUUGGAAUUCUGAGAACCCAGACAACGGCGGCAAGGUUUCGAUAAAGGUCCGCAGAGCCUUUAUCAUCGGCAUAAUUGGCUUCAUCAUGACAGUCAUCGCCGUUUCUCUGUGGCAUAUUUCAGGCGACGGCCUGGUACAAAUGACGAACUCGAUGUUCGGGUCGAAAUGAAUAAUUAAUGCUCGGUUAGCGUUUGGUUUAUAGAACAAUAGAUAAUGAAUAGUUCAUCGCCGUCAGGCACAUACA
This is a messenger RNA of Ilyonectria robusta, 1629 nucleotides long. Its product is annotated as triose-phosphate transporter family-domain-containing protein. Gene Ontology annotation, molecular function: antiporter activity. Bases 343 to 1554 code for a protein of 403 amino acids. The transcript is spliced from 5 exons. Gene Ontology annotation, cellular component: endosome; trans-Golgi network; Golgi apparatus. Lineage: Eukaryota; Fungi; Ascomycota; Sordariomycetes; Hypocreales; Nectriaceae. The record is from RefSeq and is a predicted model, not a curated record.